This is a messenger RNA of Letharia lupina, 489 nucleotides long. RefSeq lists its product as uncharacterized. NCBI's taxonomy places the organism in Eukaryota, Fungi, Ascomycota, Lecanoromycetes, Lecanorales, Parmeliaceae. The transcript has 2 exons. Bases 1 to 489 code for a protein of 162 amino acids. The record is from RefSeq and is a predicted model, not a curated record.
AUGCAAAAUGCUGUGCAUAACGGCACGAGCCUGACAAGACUAAGCCCGCUUGAUUGUUUAAAACAGUACUCGACUCCGUUUGGAGAUCGUUCAGACAUUGUUUUGAUCGCCCUAGACAUCAAUAAUACGAACAAUGCCAACAAUUUCGUGCUAGCUUGUGGGACACAGGGCGCUAUUGAGAUCGGUGUGCAUAAGGGUAACCAUCCUGGCGAGUGGAUGUGCAGACAGUCAAACACUUUCAGCUGCAAAAAGCUCGCAGCGCACGGGUACGAGAGCGAAGACCAAGAGAUUUCGGCCAUCUCCCACUGGAACGUGGCAUUUUCGAGCAGAUUGCAACGUUGCGUGGAAACGACCAGUGCCCAUGGAAUGGCGCCCUUCAAGACGGCGUUGGGCCUCGGCCGCAAGCCGGCGAAGAUGGUACUCAGCCCUGGUGAUGUGAGUGGCAAUGUUGACGAGACUGCCAUCUAUACUGAACAAGCUCGGCAGUGA